UCCUCCAUCUGAGAGAUGCUGCUGCUGCUGUCCCUGCUGUGGGCAGGGACCCUGGCACAGGAUGACAGAUACCAGUUGGAAGUGCAGGAAUCCGUGACGGUGCAGGAGGGCCUGUGUGUCUCUGUGCCCUGAGUCUUCUCCUAUCCCAGGAAGAAAAGGACUUACGCUGCCCCAGUUCAUGGCUACUGGUUCUGGGAAGGGGCUGACACAUUCAAGGAUGCUCUAGUGGCCACAAACAACCCAGAGAGUAAAGUACAGGAGGAGACUCAGGGCCGAUUCCACCUCCUCGGGGAUCCCCGGACCAACAACUGCUCCCUGGACAUCAGAGACGCCAGGAGGAGGGACGAUGGAAAAUACAUUUUUCGAGUGGAGAGGGGGAGUAUGAAAUGGACUUACAAAUCUAACUCUCUCUCUCUGCAUGUGACAGCCCUGACCCACACACCUGACAUCCUCAUCUCGGGGACCCUGGAGUCUGGCCACCCCAAGAACCUGACGUGCUUUGUACCCUGGGCCUGUGAGGGUACGCCCCCCAUCUUCUCCUGGACAACAGCAGCCCUCACCUCCCUGGGCCCCAGGACACAACUCUCCUCAGUGCUCACCCUCACCCCCCGGCCCCAGGACCAUGGCACCAACCUCACAUGUCAAGUGAAGUUCCCUGCAGCUGGUGUGACUGUGGAAAGGACCAUCCAGCUCAACAUCACCUGGGAACCUGGGACCAUGACUGGUGUGAUUCAGGGAGCCAUUGGGGGAGCUGGUGUCACUGUUUUUCUCUUUCUCUGCCUUGGCCUCAUCUUCUUCAUAGUGAAGACCUGCAGGAAAAAAGCAGCCAGGACAGCAGUGUACGUGAAUGACAUCCACCCUGCCGUUGGACGAGCUUCCCUGAGUCACCAAUCUUUCACAGGAUAAAUCCUCAGGAGGGCACCUAGAGGACCCAUUGAGCAGUCAACGGGAGCAUCAGUCUCAGCCAGAGCAUCCACAUCCCCUACAGGAAGGGGGCCCAAAGGAUGAACACUGGAGACUUUCCAUCCCCAUAGGCAAUGAACUUAUAAACUAUUAUUUGUGAGUUUCCUGCUAUACUGGAACUAUAUUAGGCUUUUCAAUCAGAAAGAUGAGGGAUCAAAUACAUGGCCUUUUAUUUAUUAAGAAUAUAACAUCAUGCAAGCCACCUUACCCUUCCAUGUCUCAGUUUCCUGCCUUGUGAAAUGGACGUAAGAAGUCCUACCUCACAGGUUUGCCAUGAGGAUUAAAUGAAAAUACAUAUGGAAAACAUCCA
Molecule: messenger RNA, 1273 nt
Organism: Equus caballus (horse)
Lineage: Eukaryota; Metazoa; Chordata; Mammalia; Perissodactyla; Equidae
Source: RefSeq, a predicted model, not a curated record